Messenger RNA from Bombina bombina (fire-bellied toad), 2051 nucleotides. Its product is annotated as zinc finger protein 773-like. Gene Ontology annotation, cellular component: nucleus. The record is from RefSeq and is a predicted model, not a curated record. The transcript is spliced from 10 exons. The coding region runs from base 241 to 1881 and encodes 546 amino acids. Gene Ontology annotation, molecular function: DNA-binding transcription factor activity, RNA polymerase II-specific; RNA polymerase II cis-regulatory region sequence-specific DNA binding. Gene Ontology annotation, biological process: central nervous system development; regulation of transcription by RNA polymerase II. Lineage: Eukaryota; Metazoa; Chordata; Amphibia; Anura; Bombinatoridae.
UACCUCCCUAGUGCAUUAUAUACAGAUAAUAUUAUAAAGAGGUUCCCUCUGCCACACACACAGCCUCAUUCCAGUACUCUAUCCUCGAGUAGCAGCUAGAUCCCUUGCAGCAAAAGGACCGUGAACACACAGAAGCCACGUGACUGCAGUGACAUCAUCUGUCCUUUAACCGGAACCGGAUCUAGCUGCUACCAGGUCUCACAUUUAUAGCAUCAGACUCAGUCACUGACGAAGAACAACAUGAACAAAUACAGGAAGCAGAUAGCAGAGCAGUUCCUGAGUCAGGCCCUGGGCAUCAUCUGCCUGUUGACCGGAGAGGAAUACACCAUUGUGAAGAAGAGGCUCUCCCACAGCAACAUACAACAGCUGAGCGGAGAGGUGCCUAUAAAGUGUGAUGAUGUUGCUGUGUAUUUCUCUAUGGAGGAGUGGGAGUAUAUAGAGGGACACAAGGAGCUUUACAAGGACGUCAUGAUGGAGACUCACCAAGCAGUAAGGACUAUGGAGAUCCCAGGAAAUGAGAGCUCAGAACUAACAGGUCACAGAGAUGAAAAUCUAGACACAGGAUCACAUAGAGAACUUGUACAGAAUAUUCAGCCAGUGGAGACCCCAUCAGACGUCUCUGCAGAACUAACAGGUCACAGAGAUGAAAAUCUAGACACAGGAGCACAUAGAGAACUUGUACAGAAUAUUCAGCCAGUGGAGACCCCAUCAGACGUCUCUGCAGACCUAACAGGUCACAGUGAUGAAAAUCUAGACACAGGAGCACAAGGAGACCUACAGAAUAUUCAGCCAUCGGAUGUCUCUGCAAAUGAAAACGAUGCUAAAAGUUUAUGUAACACGGAACAUACAGAAGAUCAGGGGAUAGCAAAUAUGCCAGAAGCUGCAAAGCACGAAAUAUGUGACAAUAUAAGUACAGGUGAAAACGAUGCUACGAUUUCAUGUAACAUGGAACAAACAGAAGAUCAGUGGCUAAGAAAUGCAGAAACAUUAGAGCAGCAAAUUUGUGCCAAUAUAAGUACAGGUGAAUUCACAAACUGCAAUAAUCCGAGCCAUGAUCAGAGUGCAGAUGCAUCUUUACAUCUUCUUCAAAAUCAAAGAAGCCACAUGGGAAAUUUAUGUUCUGAAUGUGGGAAAUGUUUUGUUAAGAAAUCACAUCUUCUUAAACAUCUAAAAAUUCAUACAGGAGAAAAUCUUUUUUCUUGUCCUAUAUGUAGGAAAUGUUUUAACCGUGAAAACAUUCUUGUUGCUCACCAGAAAAUUCAUACAGGAGAAAAAGGAUUUUCAUGUUCUGACUGUGGGAAAUGUUUUACUCAAAAAUCACAUCUUAUUCGUCAUCUGAAAAUUCAUACAGGGGAGAAAGCAUUUUCUUGUUCUGACUGUGGGAAAUGUUUUACUCUGAAACUAACUCUUAAUAGGCAUCAGAAAAUUCAUACAGGUGAGAAAGGAUUUUCAUGUUCUGACUGUGGAAAAUGUUUUACUCUGAAGUCAAAUCUCAUUAUGCAUCAGAAAAUUCAUACAGGUGAGAAAGCAUUUUCAUGUUCUGACUGUGGGAAAUGCUUUAAUCAAAAAUCAUAUCUUGUUAGGCAUCAGAAAAUUCAUACAGGGGAGAAAGGGUUUUCAUGUUCUAACUGUGGGAAAUGCUUUACUCAGAAAUCAUAUCUUAUAAGGCAUCAGAAAAUUCAUACAGGGGAGAAAGGAUUUUCAUGUUCUGACUGUGGAAAAUGUUUUACUCAGAAACAAACUCUUAUUAGGCAUCUGAAAAUUCAUACAGGCGAGAAAAUGUUUUCAUGUUCUGACUGUGGAAAAUGUUUUACUCUGAAACCAACUCUCAUUAGGCAUCAGAAAACUCAUAUUAAAAUAAAUCAGAGUUUAACCUCCUAAGUGCAGGGGGUGGCAUGUAGUUGUUACCCACACAAUACCAAGUGCUGAUGAUGACUGCAUGUGACCCCCUGAGGUGCACAGUUUUAGAGCUGUUUGAGGUCCCUUCUACACCUCAAGUGUUUGAGGUGACUUCAGGGGUAGAUUUGAUUUAAAUCAAAAUGAUUUUAAUC